Molecule: messenger RNA, 1164 nt
Organism: Penicillium brevicompactum
Lineage: Eukaryota; Fungi; Ascomycota; Eurotiomycetes; Eurotiales; Aspergillaceae
Product: FAD-dependent oxidoreductase
Exons: 2
Coding region: 1-1164 (387 amino acids)
Molecular function (GO): FAD binding
Source: RefSeq, a predicted model, not a curated record
AUGGUACCUGAUAUCGCGAUCGUCGGCGGUGGCCCCUGCGGCCUUGUUCUUGCCGGCAUGCUCGAGCAGCAGGGAAUCGACUACGUGGUCUACGAGCGAUGCGCAGAGGACACUCCUCCACGAGGAGGAUGCUUGGAUAUCCACCGCAGCAGUGGGCAGAUCGCGCUCCAAGAGGCUGGUUGUUUCAAGGAGUUCAAGAAGUAUGCCCGAGGAGGGUAUGCCACAAUCCACUCUGUGUUGGAUCAUCACGGAAACAAGAUCGCCGAAUUUGGUGAAGGUCGCGAUUCGCCCGAGAUUGAUCGUACACAGCUGCGGAAGGUGAUGCUAUCGUCAGUCCCAAAGGAGAAAGUCCAUUGGUCGGCUUCUGUGAAGAGCUCCUUUAGCGCUCAGAAUGGAGAUAUUGUUUUGGAAUUUGAAGAUGGCACCACUGUCUCUGGGUUCAAGCUUGUCGUCGGGACUGACGGCGUACGCAGCAAGAUACGACACCUGGUCACAUCGGCAGAGCCGGAGUACUCUGGUAUCCUCUUCCUGACGUUGUCUGUCCUACCUUCCAAUCCUUACCACUCUACCCUCGAGCAGCUCGCGGGCCAGGGACCUCUCGCCAUAUGCGGUCGAAGCAAGUUGGUCUGGAUCCAACGACAAGGCGAUUCUCAUUAUCGACUAGAGUUCGGGUGGAGAGGACCUGUUGAUUUUGCAGAGACCGCCCAGCUGGACUUGACGGACGAGGACGCUGUGAGAAAAUUUCUCCUCCAGGAAGAAUACUUCGGCGGGCAUGCACCGUUCAUCCACGAAAUCAUUCAAAACUCCACUGGGCCCUUCCGAGUGUGGCCUUUGUAUUACCUCCCGGUCGAACAUCUGAACUGGCCGGCCUCGCCGGGUGUGACCUUGGUGGGCGAUGCGGCGCAUGUCACCACGCCAUUUGUCGGAGAUGGAGUUAACUGUGCCAUGCGUAACGCUCAAGUUCUCGCUCGGAAAAUCAAGGAGCUGGGUAUCACGCGAGAGGCGGUGACUGCCUACGAGCAGGAAAUGUUCCCCUAUGCUCGGGACGUGAUCAGUCGCAGUUUGAUUUCGGGGGACAUGUUCUUUGAAUGGGACAGUCCCCGUAGUCUGAUGGAGAACCUAGCAUCUUCCGAUCGAAUUAUUCAUGAUCAAGGAGAUUUUUGA